UCAAAAAUCUAACCUGGUUUUAAGUUGUCACUUUCAAAAAAUGACGCAACGUUAUAUCGUGUUUUAAAAUAAAAUUCGGCCCACCGCAAGAACGAUGGGCGAACUAUGGGAGAGGAGAUAAAUAGAAAAGCGAAAAAAAUUCUGGUUAGGAGAAUUGUAGGCCCGUCUUCCUCAACUGACAUCGAUGAGAGCGCCGAUGAUGUCGAUUUCCAUGAGUUUGCGUCUGGAUCCACAUUUACCCGAUCGAUUUCAGAUCAUCCACCCUUGAGCGAGGAAGAAAUACAGAUAAUCGAACUGGACUCAGACAGUCAACGCAGUACUAGCCCUUUACUGUUGAUGUUUCCCGAGCUGAAACAAGAAGGCUUAAACACCGACAGUUUGACAGAGUCCAUGUCCACAUCGGACCUGACCAAACUUUUGGUGGGGAAGAAAGCUGUGUUUCCACUGUUGAAAGGCUGUAAAAAGUUGAAACGUGCUCCUAGGUGCUCCUUAUUACCGAUAGCCGAAUUGGCAGAAACCCAGUCAUUGGUCGCAAAGUGGAGAUGCCGCAGAGCAACGUUAAUCUCCGAAUUUGCCGAUGUUAGCUACAGUAUUCCGGAUGAGAGGAGCUCUAUAAAAUGCAACACGGAUACGUCAGAGGGCAAGAGAACACCUGGAAGGGCUGCUGCAUGCACCAAUAUAGCUGCGGCAAAUGACAACAUUGAAGCUGUUAAUGAUAACAUUGCAUCUGCAAACGCCAACGUAACUGCAGCUGUAAACAACAGCAUUGCUACUGCCCACGGUAAUAUUACCGCUGUAAACGAUAAAACGGCUGCUGUGAAUAACAUCACCGCUACAGACAACAACAUUGUUGCUGCAAACGGAAACAUCGCCUGUACAAACGGCAAUAUGGCACCUGUAAACAACAUUGCCGGUACAAACGGCAACAUUGUCGCUGCAAACGAAAACAAGACCAGGGAAAACAGCAACAUGGCAGCUGUAAACAACAUUGCCGGUGCAAAUGACAACAUGGCAACUGUAAAUCACAACGUUGCCGGAGCAAACGGCAACAUUGUCGCUGCAAACGGAAACAAGACCGGGGAAAACGACAACAUAGCAGCUGUAAACAACAUUGCCGGUGCAAAUGGCAACAUGGCAACCGUAAACCACGACGUUGCCGCUGCAAAUGACAAGAUUUCGAUUGUAAAUGGCAACAUCGCCGCUGGAAACGGUAGCAUUGGCGGUUCAAGCGUCAUAAACGACAAUACCAAUAACGAUAAUAAAUAAAACACGAUAUAUAGUA
Sitophilus oryzae (rice weevil) is the source of this 1282-nucleotide messenger RNA. RefSeq lists its product as uncharacterized. NCBI's taxonomy places the organism in Eukaryota, Metazoa, Arthropoda, Insecta, Coleoptera, Curculionidae. Bases 106 to 1266 code for a protein of 386 amino acids. The record is from RefSeq and is a predicted model, not a curated record. The transcript has 3 exons.